Messenger RNA from Opisthocomus hoazin, 348 nucleotides. The record is from RefSeq and is a predicted model, not a curated record. Lineage: Eukaryota; Metazoa; Chordata; Aves; Opisthocomiformes; Opisthocomidae.
CAAGCAGUGCUGGUAGACCGGACAAUGUACAUUGCAGGCCAGAUAGGUAUAGAACCUUCCACUGGGCAGCUUGUCUCUGGAGGGGCGAAGGAAGAAGCUAAGCAGGCUCUAAAAAACAUGGGAGAAAUCCUGAAAGCUGCAGGCUGUGACUAUGGCAAUGUUGUGAAGACUACGGUUUUGAUGGCAGACAUGAAGGACUUCAAUGACAUUAAUGACAUAUACAAACAGUUUUUCAAGACAAACUUCCCAGCCAGAGCAGCUUAUCAGGUUGCUGCUUUGCCAAAAGGUGCCCGAGUUGAGAUUGAAGCUAUUGCCAUCCAGGGACCCCUCCAAGAUGCUUCAGCAUGA